GGUGCUUGGAACCAGUGAUCCAGGACUGUUUUAGGCGGUGCAUGUUUACCUUUUCUACCAACAAACUUAUUGCUCUUUUGUACGCGUAUUGAAGCACCCACGACUUUUAUUUCCUCAGUCAUCUUUAAUCAUGAAAAUAUCAAAGCGACACACCAAUGCAAUGUUUUUGAUAUUUGCUUAGAAUAAUAGCGUUGCUACAGAGUACGCUUGUCCUUUUCCAGCACAACAAAUAUUUUAGCGCACUUUCAUGAGCAGAUCAUCUCCUGGAUACAAGAAUCUUCAACGGUUUUUGCCAUGGGCCAAACCCUGAUCGGACCCGACUAGAGCUGGGCUUGAAGGUGCCUGAAGUGGCCCUGUUGUACAUUUUCAGCCCCUUGCCGCCAACGGUGAUGUACCCCAGUUGGGAGCCCGACUGUUGGCGAGCCACGGAUCAGCGGCCACCUCUUCAGCAUGCUCUAGUCUAGCCAUAGAGCAAGGGUUCGACCAAGAGGCAGGAUCAUUGAGCCCACUCAAGAAAUGGGUUCUACAGAGAAAGCAGAGAAGGGGUUGCAGUGCGAGGUGUUAGAGAGGACGAUCACGAUCAUUGAAGUACAAGAAGCUGCUCGCCAAAAUAGACUUAUUCAGGUUUUCGUGGUGGACACGGUGUUCUGGAACAACAAGGUUGGUGAGACCAGCUUGAACGGGAGAAACUAAAGUCAACAUGGGCGUGACACUGCAGGUUUGUUGCUCAUGGACCGAAUGACGGAUAUCAUGUUGGGAAACAGGAAAGGGACUGGGUGAACAUUCUCUGGGAGGGUUGACAGCCACGUUGUACUACACAUAUCCAUUGGCAACAUUCAACACGCAAAGGAUUCAUAGACAACCGAAUGAGUCAAGACAGAGACCUUACCAUAUCUAACAUGAGGGUCAACACUCUCACUUUGGUUUGUUGCAGAUUGAAGAGGUCAUUUUAAGCUCAGACCUUUUGACAGCUGAGGGCAUCUCCAAAAUGGCGGCUGCGAAAACACGCCAACCAGUCGUCUUUAUUGGCAAUGGUCCCGUUGAUCAACCGAGUCAAAGAUGAUCCUUCUAGCUUCUUGCUGAAACAUAUUGUCCGUCGGCAUAAUGCCCGAUCUUAUUUGUUCCCGCGCGUACCGGCCAAGGUGUAGAGUCAGAACCUCGGGAAAUGUCCUGGAAUCAGAAUUUCAUCGAUUGCCUGAGGGUGUCAUAUUGAUAUCGGAGACGGCUCAGAACCACUAACUGGGAUAGAGCCGGAUUCCAUCAAUCCAGUUGUCCUGGAGAUGUCCGGUGUGCUUAUGGAUCUGGGAUAGGCGAUCUCUCGUACUUGGGUCGGUGGCAGAAAAUGAAAACGGAGCUCUAGCCUCGGUGGAAACGAGGUACGGAGGCAUUGCGUGGUUGAUUCGAGCUGCGAAAAGAACUUUUCAAUUGCGCGUUGAGGUGGACAUCUGUGAAAAUGAUUCGGCUACUUGGCCAUGCUAGAAGUACGUUCCCGAUAACAGCAUUACUCUGAACCUAUCCCAGAUAGUGUCUAGUGGUACGUCGUGGAGCCUCCAAGGCAUCACUGGGCCACAGAAAGUCUCUGUUCAGUCUCUAUUAAGGUCAAUCUUUUGAACUUACAAACUACGGUGAGGAAGCAAGAUGAAAGGGUUCCCUAGCUACACAGCAGCUCUAGCCAUGAUAGUGUGGAUAGCGCGGUUAUUUGAUGUAGGUGGACUUGAAUGGUACCUUAGCACAUGUAUAUUACGUGACAACAUCUUACUUUAAAUACCCGUUUGGAAAUGGCGCAGCCCUAUGUCUUGGUUAUAGCAGGAUAUUUUUACCUCGUCAAGUGAAGCAUCGCAUUUCACGGAUGUACCGAGGAUGCGGAAAUUAACUUCCGCAUUUACAGCACUUGUACAUGUUAG
Molecule: messenger RNA, 1904 nt
Organism: Truncatella angustata
Lineage: Eukaryota; Fungi; Ascomycota; Sordariomycetes; Amphisphaeriales; Sporocadaceae
Exons: 1
Coding region: 517-693 (58 amino acids)
Source: RefSeq, a predicted model, not a curated record